AAGGACUGUGGUUUGUGGGGUGAUGCCCAUGGCUCUCGUCCCUCCGCUGUGCUCUCUUUUUCCUCCUGAGCGGAAAAGAGUUCAAUACGGCUUGAUUUAAGUGAGUGUCAUUUGUCAUGAUGAAAGCAGGCAGGGUGCGUCUGGUUUUCGGGAGGGUGGCCGUGGCAUCCCUCCUGGUUACUUGACACCUGCUGUCUGCCGGUGUAGGUAGCCAGCCAGGCGCCAGGGGUCAGCUAGAGUUUAGGCGUCUCAUCUUGUAGAGUCUGAUUUUCCAUGGAGGGAGAACGAAGCGGGCUCCACUUUUAACUUAAGAGUCCUAGUAGGAGGAUGUGUACGUUGCUAUGGAAAACAGAGAGGUGAGCGAGUCUUCCCUAGUCGGGUUGGGAAGAAGCCAAGGAAGAAAACUAGCUUUUUCGGAGAUGAGUGGCAAUUGAGGUUUUCUUAGCAGUUUGCAGAUUUUUCUGGAAAUAGCAAGAAAUUUGGCAUAGCUGGAAUGAAUUGGUAUGUGGGAUGUAACAGCUGCCACCGACUUCCAGUCAGGUUAGGUACUGGUAGGUCAGGUCCUGAAUAGUCUUAUGUGUCUUGCAGAUGGUCACAGCAUUUGAAGGAUUAUAUACUUGCCUUGGAAUGAUAAUAGGCAGCUGUGUGGGGCCCGUAUUCAGUGGGGGAAUCGGGAAACCAGGCGAGAUUAGCUCCAAUCACUGUCUUUCCCCUGCGGAAUGCAGAGAUUAGCAGAGAAUGAAAGGAACUGCCACAUACACCUUCUCCCACGCUCAACUGUUUCUCCCCUCCACCCACAAACACUUCACUUUCUCCUGCAGUCUUCCAUUUUCUUACUGUUGCCACUGCCCACGUUGCUCCCCACUCUUAUCCUUCUGGGAACUUCCUGACUCUUCAGAUCUCAGAUAAAACACGAGCUCUUCUGUGCAACGCUCAGAAGAUCAAAGUUAAUCUGUUCCUACUGUUCUGCCUGCGAUGGUUUUAUAAAUCACAAUGGUGUUCAUUUUAUUAGAACAUAUACUUAACUGUCCUGGAACUAUGUGCAUGACUGUCUCCUUUCAGUAAUAUGCCGCAAGGAGAGUAGGAACUGUACCUUAAUAUCUCCAUUAUCUGCCACUCUGAGAACAUGUACUAGUGGUUUGGUGCAGUGAGUAAUGCAUAGGAAUGUGUUGUUUUUACUUAAUACUCAGUCAAGAGAUAGAAAUUCAACUCAAGAGAGCCUAAACAAAGUGCUCAGUUGCCUUCUGUUGCUGUGAUAAGCUUGGAUGCGUAAGGGUGGCUGGAUCUGAGGGUUCCAAGGAUGCUCUAUGGAAUUGUAUUUUGUCUCUUGAUUUUGCAUUUUCUUUUCCUUGAGCUCCGUUGACACUCUGCAUGUAGAGCGGCACUUUACAUAAUGAAUGGACCCCUUUCCCCAGAGUUGUGCACUCCUGAAGAGGGGACAGAGUUAUCACACAUGGUUAACACGCAGGAGUUCUGCAAAGAAAGCUUGGGACACCAAAAACAUGUCUACUUGUGUGUAUAUAUUUGAAGAAGAGUGACUGGGCAUCUAGUUACAUGUAUACUUACUUAUCAAUCAAUACUUGCUUGAAUUUUCUGAAGUUGUGCAAAAUAAAGUAUUACAAUUAUUGCCUUAUUCACAAUGUACAGAGGGAUUUUAUCAUACAAACAGGAGAUCCUACGGGAACUGGCCGUGGAGGAGAGUCUGUGUUUGGACAACUGUAUGGUGAUCAAGCAAGCUUUUUUGAGGCAGAAAAAGUGCCAAGGAUCAAGCACAAGAAGAAAGGCACUGUGUCCAUGGUGAACAAUGGCAGCGACCAGCACGGAUCUCAGUUUCUUAUUACUACAGGAGACAAUCUAGAUUACCUUGAUGGUGUUCAUACAGUGUUUGGUGAAGUGACGGAAGGCAUGGACAUAGUUAAGAAAAUCAAUGAGACCUUUGUAGACAAGGAUUUUGUACCAUAUCAAGAUAUCAGGAUAAAUCAUACAGUGAUUUUAGAUGAUCCAUUUGAUGACCCUCCUGAUUUAUUAAUUCCUGAUCGAUCACCAGAACCUACAAGGGAACAAUUAGAUAGUGGCCGAAUAGGAGCAGAUGAAGAAAUUGAUGACUUCAAAGGAAGAUCAGCUGAAGAAGUCGAAGAAAUAAAGGCCGAGAAAGAGGCUAAAACUCAAGCUAUUCUUCUAGAGAUGGUGGGAGACCUACCUGAUGCAGAUAUUAAACCUCCAGAAAAUGUGUUGUUUGUGUGUAAAUUGAAUCCAGUGACCACAGAUGAGGACCUGGAGAUAAUAUUCUCAAGAUUUGGACCAAUAAGAAGUUGUGAAGUUAUCCGAGAUUGGAAAACAGGAGAAUCCCUCUGUUAUGCUUUUAUUGAAUUCGAAAAGGAAGAAGAUUGUGAGAAAGCAUUCUUCAAAAUGGAUAAUGUACUUAUAGAUGACAGGAGAAUACAUGUGGAUUUUAGCCAGUCUGUUGCAAAGGUUAAGUGGAAAGGGAAAGGUGGGAAAUAUACCAAGAGUGAUUUCAAAGAGUAUGAAAAGGAACAGGAUAAACCAUCCAAUUUGGUUCUGAAAGAAAAAGUAAAGCCCAAACAGGAUGCAAAAUAUGAUCUUAUACUAGAUGAGCAGGCAGAAGACUCUAAAUCAAGCCACUCACACGCAAGUAAAAAACACAAAAAGAAAACACGUCACUGCUCUGAAGAAAAGGAAGAUGAAGAAUACAUGCCAAUCAAAAAUCCUAAUCAGGAUAUCUACAGGGAAAUGGGUUUUGGCCACUAUGAAGAUGAAGAAAGCUGUUGGGAGAAACAGAAGAGUGAAAAAAGAGACCGACGUCAGAACCGCAGUCGUAGCCGAUCUCGAGAAAGGGACGGUCACUAUAGUAACAGCCACAAACCCAAGUACCAAACAGAUCCUUAUGAAAGGGAAAGGAGUAGAAAGAGAGACCGAAGCAGAAGUCCAAAGAAGUCCAAAGACAAAGAAAAAUCUAAGUACAGAUGAACAGGGCAGAGGAGGAGGCAGAUGGCUAGCAGGUCUGCUCCUGCCUGACUGGAGCACUCACAGACGCUCUCAGAGUUCCUGCUGGCACAGCUAACUGCGUUUCCAUGUUAGCAGUUUAGCCUUCAGGUUAACACUGAUGGUGUGGGGCACUGAGAGAGAGCGGGGCGUUUUCUGUGUGUACUUUUUAUACAAAUUUUAUUGUUAUGCAUACACGGUAGUAUUCAUAUUUAACAUCUUUCAUAUUUUCACUCUUUUUAAAUGAAGCAUUUCAUACCACAGAAGUCCAUAAACUUGUAUAUAAAACAUAAAACAUAGUUGUGCACCCGCCAGAGUGUAAGAGAUAAAGUGUCCCUUGCUGUGGAAGUUCCAUGUGUCCUUUCUCCCUCCAGGGAUUAUCAUUCUGAGUUGUGUUUGCCCUGCUGUUAAUCUUAUAUGGUUUUGAAUUUUAUAUAAAUGACACAAUGUAUGUUUAUUUCUGUGACUUUUUAAAGAGUUGAUUCAUUUGUAUUGUUACGUAGUUUUAAUGAAUAUGAUGCAGUUGAUCUGUUGCUCUGUUGACGGGCUUUUGAGUUGUUUGUUGUUUUUUGCUAUCUAAGCAAUGCCACUGUAAACAUCUUCAUCUGGGCCUGGCACUGUCUGGCCAUAUGGUUUGAGUUUUCAAUGCAUUUAUAAUUGUAAUUGCUUAAUUUACCUGGUAUGUGGAUUUGUAUGGGAGAAGGGGUAGCCACCAGAGAAUAUCGGUCCAUAUGCAGCUUGAAGCGGUUGUUGCUUCAGUGUUGUGCAUAUUCUUGACCACCAAUAGAAGAGGCUUAGUUACAUAAGAGGCUAGCAUCCUGACAGGGAGAUGGCUCCAUUGGUAGUGUUUGCUUCACAGGCAUAAGACUGAGUUCAAAUCCUCAGGACCACAUAACCAGGCCGACAGUGCAUGCUUAGAUCCCAGCACUGGGGAGGCAAGAACAGGUGAAGCUCUAGGGUUAGUGAGAAACCUUGUCUCAAGAACUAUGCUUGAGGAAGACACCUGACUUUGACCUCUCACCUCUACAUACAUGUACAAAAUUGUGCAUGCACAUAAACACAGAGAUGAAUAAACAGAGCUAUCCUCUAUAGACAACUGUAAGUAUUGCUUGCACAGAUGAUUCUUUGUUGUUUUGUUUUGGUUUUGGGUUUUGGUUUUUUGUUUUGUUUUGUUUUUUGAGACAGGGUUUCUCUGUGUAGUUUUGGAGCCUGUCCUGGAACUCACUCUGUAGACCAGGCUGGCCUCGAACUCACAGAGAUCUGCCUGCCUCUGCCUCCCGAGUGCUGGGAUUAAAGGCGUGCGCCACCACUGCCCAGCUCACAGAUGAUUCUAAAAUGUGAUCUGGAAAAAUGAGCAAAAGACAAGCUGGGAACAGUGUGAAGUCACCUACUGACAACUGAGACUUGAUUUAAUAGCUCUGGAAUAUUGAAAUGGUAACAAUGUAUGCACCAAACAUUUCAAGGAAAAAAGAUCCUUUAUUGCAAAUUAUGAGAAGCUGUUUUAUUUUCCUACACAUUUGACAGUAAUUUUAUAUACUUAUGGGUGUGUAAUAUGUUUUUAUAUAUGUUCAUAUUCUGGGACAAGUAAAUCCAUUUACAAACAUU
Peromyscus californicus insignis is the source of this 4608-nucleotide messenger RNA. RefSeq names its product peptidylprolyl isomerase like 4 (gene Ppil4). The record is from RefSeq and is a predicted model, not a curated record. The transcript is spliced from 13 exons. Gene Ontology annotation, cellular component: nucleus. Gene Ontology annotation, molecular function: RNA binding; peptidyl-prolyl cis-trans isomerase activity. The coding region runs from base 1555 to 2988 and encodes 477 amino acids. NCBI's taxonomy places the organism in Eukaryota, Metazoa, Chordata, Mammalia, Rodentia, Cricetidae. Gene Ontology annotation, biological process: protein peptidyl-prolyl isomerization.